Molecule: messenger RNA, 1248 nt
Organism: Aspergillus pseudonomiae
Lineage: Eukaryota; Fungi; Ascomycota; Eurotiomycetes; Eurotiales; Aspergillaceae
Exons: 7
Coding region: 1-1248 (415 amino acids)
Biological process (GO): positive regulation of transcription by RNA polymerase II
Cellular component (GO): nucleus
Molecular function (GO): DNA-binding transcription factor activity; transcription cis-regulatory region binding
Source: RefSeq, a predicted model, not a curated record
AUGGCCCAACAACGCUUACCAAAGCCAAGAUCUACACAAGAGAACCUGAGGACAUCCCUAUGGUCACAGAAAGACGUUCAGGAAGCAUGUCUAAUGCGUUAUUUCGUAGACGAGCUUGCACAAUGGUUCGAUACAUGUGAUCCCUCUAAGCACUUUGCUAAGGUUGUUCCUCAACGGGCAGCGAAUUGCCCAGCGCUCCUAUAUGCAAUCUUUUCCGCUUCCGCAAGACACCUCAGCCGAAGUCAGUAUCUACGAACCAAUGAGGUAUUGUGUUUGGGGAAGAAAUUACCCUUUCUUGGGGACGAGGCUGCGUUAGAGUACCAAAGUUUGUGCAUAUCACACCUCAUGAGUUUGUCUGGGAAUCCCGCCGAAGUGGCAGAUGAGAACCUCUUGGCGGCAGCGGUAAUUCUGCGCUUCUAUGAAGAGGUCGAUUUACCCCUUGUAGGGGUCGACGAUGAGACUUACUUGCGAGGAGUGCAAGUAUUUCUGGACGCUCAGGGCGCAGUCGCAGUGAGGGACGGUGGCCUCCGGCUGGCUGCAUUCUGGGUAGGUAUACGCCAGGAAUUCCACACCUCGUUCAUCAAACAACGUAUCUUCCAAUUUGACCUCAGUUGCUGUGAUCACUCGACCUAUAGGUUACUCGACCAAGCAGAUGACCCCACAUGGGCCAAUCGAGUCAUUCUGCACUGUGCUCACACGCUGAUGUACUGUUACGACGAGAGGAGCCAUACGAUGAAGGAAUAUGAACAGCUCUGGGAUUAUAAUCAAGGGUGGAAUCGAAUGGCACCACCGACAUUCAAUCCGAUUUAUCUUCGACAGCCAGAUAGGUCGAAGGACGAGGUGUUUCCAGAAUUGUGGUUCUUGGAUGAUUGCAUCGUGACUGCCAUUCAACACUGGCACCUUGCGAGGAUUCUACUUACUGCAUUCGACCCCAGAGUCCCCCGUCUAGGGCCGGGUAGGCGAGCAGCAGUCGGACGAAGAGAGGCCGAAAUCAAAGAAAGCAUGUUUAUACUCUGUGGCAUUGCUCGGUCGAAUAAAACAGCGCCUGCCCUUAUCACGGCAUGCAUGGGAGUUUCGAUGUGUGGAGAUCGGAUAACGGAUCGUUUAGAGCAAGAAGCGCUACUUGGGAUCUUGACCACGACCGAAGAGACCCACGCCUUAUCAACUACCAAGGCACAGGUACAGCUUCGAGAGGCCUGGGGCUGGAUUCAUUCCGAUGGAGAGUUUCCCAGCACAAAAUUAGCAUAG